Vigna radiata var. radiata (mung bean) is the source of this 1039-nucleotide messenger RNA. Its product is annotated as protein LOW PSII ACCUMULATION 2, chloroplastic. The transcript is spliced from 2 exons. The record is from RefSeq and is a predicted model, not a curated record. The coding region runs from base 68 to 610 and encodes 180 amino acids. Gene Ontology annotation, cellular component: chloroplast. Lineage: Eukaryota; Viridiplantae; Streptophyta; Magnoliopsida; Fabales; Fabaceae.
CGUGGUAGUAAAUUUGAAGAAAAAUAGAGGAUGUGGGUGAGAUUAUCAGAAACAUUUCCAGCCACACAUGAAGAUGUUGCUGCAAACGCGAUUCCUCUCUUCUGUUCAACACACCUUCCUCGUCUUCUCUCCCAUUCUCAUCAAACCUACCUUCAGAAUCACUGUUAGAUCCCAAAAACCUUCUUCUGAAUCUUCUUCAGACGAUGAUUCCGCUCCGAAGGGGUUCGGCUUAUCGGACACUGCUACCGCUGCAAACAGUAAAAAGAAACAGAAGCAGAAACAGAAGGGGCAGAGAGAAAGGGCCUCCGUAAUUCGGCGAACUCCGCUUGAAAAACCAGCUUUUGUUUCGGAGGAACAAAAGGGUAAGGCCAAGGAAGAGGGAAAGAACGAAAGCGCUUUUCUUCUUGCAAUGCUCGGUUUUGGCAUCGUCAUUUUCAUUGAGGGCAUUGGUCUUGCAGCAUCUGGGUUCCUACCGCAACAGUGGGACCAGUUUUUUGUAAAGUAUCUGUAUCCAUCGUUUACCCCUACAGUUUUAUUAUUUGUGGCCGGAACAGUUGGAUAUGGAGUGUUGAAGUAUUUGCAGAAUGAAAAAAUCACAGAGCAGAAAUAAUGUGAUAUGUAUAAUGUAAAAAGUCCAAUGCUCCUCCAUGUAAAAUUACAAGUGACAGCAACCGCAAUCAUACUAUAGCUUCAGUUUCAUUCUGUUCCCCAUUGCUGCUGAGAUGAAAGAUGGCGUGAAGGCUGUUUGAACUCCAUUAAAACUCUUUUAAGAAACAUUUCCAUUAGAUCCCUAUUACCAGCAUGAGCAUUGAAUCAUAGGGCCAUGUAACAGGGUUUUGAAAUGGCUUCUUUCCUUGUAAUUAAAUGUCCUUUUACCUAUGAAACUUACUUUUGCAUUAGAUGUUGAACUUUUCUGAGGUAGGUUUGAAACACUACUGCGUCAUGUUUUAAACCAUUUAACCCCUGGUUGUUGGAAUCCUGUCUUGAAAAUGUUGGAUUAUGUUUCACAAUGGUAGAUACAGUGAUACAUACUUGAAUA